UCUCCCAAAAGAAGGAGAAAAAUAUAAUGCUCAGAUUCUUAUGCUUAAACAUUCGGCCCUUUUUCUGGCCACAGUCGGUUUUCAGUUGUACGGUAUCGUCGGCUUCAUUGUUCAAGGCUACUCAGAUGGCCUUCGCAACGAGUUAAUUGAACCUUUGCAAUUAAUAGUUACAGCCUUGCUUGAUGGAUUGCUCAUGAUGACCUUCUUUCCAUUUGGUGAGAGAUUCAGGAAACUACUACAAAAGAUGAAAAAUGUGUCCCAAGAAGUGCCAAUGAAUGUGUCUAAGGGUUAUAUCUUUCUGAAUAAAUUAACCUGGAUUGCAUUCUAUGCCAACUUCACCGUCAUCUGUUCUGUUGGUUUAAUGUCCUAUUUUUUCGAUGCUCAUUGUGAAGGCAGGAAACUAAAAGGUGACAAAAGAUACAUGUGUGGUCUAAUGAGCCCUGUUUGGUAUCCGUUCGAGAUAGAGGAUUCGAGCUCAUGGAAAGUUAUGUUUGCUCUCUACAUAAAUAUAGGUUCCGCAAUCAUAUUAUCCUUUUAUGGUGCAACUUUUGUUGGAUUUAUUGGUAUCGGAUAUAUUAUUACUCUCAGAAUACAGGAUCUUACAGAGCAAUUGAUGGAAUUCGACGAAAAAAAUAUUCAGAAUUUGGGGCAAAAUUUCGUCUUCCUAGUGAAGUACUUUUCUAAGAUACAAGAAUUCGUUAAAGACGUGAACCAAACCUUUGGAUAUUGUUGUAUUGUCGUAUAUGUACUCAUAACAAUAUGUACGGCAUUCCUGGGAUACAUUUGUAUAAUAGAUGGAAGUGUCAAAAAUUUUGCAUCUCUCUGUAUUUGUAUCAUCUUACAAUAUGCAUGGUGCAGUGUAGGACAACAUUUGGAAGACAAGGUAAAUAUUCAACAAAAUUCAAUCGAUCAUAUCGAAUAUCAUUAGUUUUUUAG
Coccinella septempunctata (seven-spotted ladybird) is the source of this 936-nucleotide messenger RNA. RefSeq lists its product as uncharacterized. Lineage: Eukaryota; Metazoa; Arthropoda; Insecta; Coleoptera; Coccinellidae. Gene Ontology annotation, biological process: detection of chemical stimulus involved in sensory perception of smell; sensory perception of smell. Gene Ontology annotation, cellular component: plasma membrane. The transcript has 4 exons. The record is from RefSeq and is a predicted model, not a curated record. Gene Ontology annotation, molecular function: olfactory receptor activity; odorant binding. Bases 41 to 928 code for a protein of 295 amino acids.